AUGCAGCGAAUACCCAAUGGUUUGAAAUGUAAUAUAAACUGUAGUAGAAAAUACGGAAAUAUCUUCAGUCAGUGGUGCAAUAUUUGCAAAUCAUGGAAAGACGAACUUCGUAAACUUUGUCGAUAUAAGAAACAAUGGGACAAAAUCAACUGGAAGGAGAUCGAUACCAUAGAUUUUCCACACUCUUCAACAUGUUCAUAUGAAGCUAUAUCGAAAGUUUUUUGUUGUUUAAGUAUGCGAUUUCCAGAGCACUGGAAAAGUAUUUUGGACUUCGAUUUCUAUGUCCAAACAUUAAAUAACGCAAGCUUCAUAGAAAGACGAUGGCUAAAGGAUACAGUAGAUACACAUUUACUCGAGGCUAACGGAAUCUUAUUGACGGCAAAUAUGGGGUAUGGGAAGUCGUCCAUAAUAUCUAAUAUAUACUGCAAGAAAACAGAUACAUUUGACUUUAGAAAUGUACCAAACUCUCUUGCACUGUUGUACCAAUUAAAUUUCAAAAGAAUUUUUAAAGAUUCCGGAAAUUUAUUUAAUGAUUUCCUACCUGUAUUUGAAGUUCUGUGCACUAUUCAAAAUCCUAUCGAUAACGCUCAUCUCAUUGAAGUAUCACAAAUUGAUGAAAAUAGUAAAAGGAGGCAACUAGAAACGUUACUUGGAAAUGAAUUGGGACAUUUUCUUAAAUUUGAGGAUGGGAAAAUAUCGUUUUUACACAAAUCUAUCAGUGACUUUUUAACUGACGAAAGGAGAAACAAAUUGAAAUUUUUUGUUCAUAAAGAAAAUGGGCACAAGUUGUUCGCGGAAUACUUGCUUGGAAAAUUCAAAAUUAUUUCGACUUCAAAAACUAAUUUGACAGAGCUUAUUCAUCAUGUUGCAAUGAGCAAAAAUUUUGAGUUCGAAACCAGGUUAUUCAGUUUCGUCAGAGAUUUAUUGAGUAGGGAUAAAAUGUUACACUUAGAAUUACUCUAUCAAGUAGUUUGGAAAUAUAAUGAUUACCAUACGACGGAUCUGCUACUCAAAUACAUUGGUGUUGCUGCAAUAAAUACGGUUAACACGAUGAACCAGUCCCCAGCGUUUAUAGCAGCUAGCCAGGAAAAUGAUAUGCAUCUUAAUGCCUUCCAUCUUGCCGUAGAACAUGGUCAAUUGGAUAUAGUGAAGCUUUUACUAAACUAUAACAAGAGUUUUGCAGACACCCACUCUUUAUACAAGGCAAGUGAGAAAGGUCACACGCAGAUUCUAAAACUAUUGCUUGAUACCGGCUCAAAGGAUGAAUGUUUACCAUGUAAUGGUAUGUUUUACUGGCUACCAUUACUAUCUAACAGACAGCAACAAACAAUAAAAUUUGAUAAGAUUAGAUCAGGAUUAACACUCAAUCAAGAUGUCCAUAUCAAAACAUUCUUCUAUGACGAUUGGCGAUUAAUUAUAUGCGAAACGGCUUUGAAUACUGCUGUGCGUAAUGGUCAUCUUGAGAUUGUUAAGAAACUUUUACGUGAAAAAUUCAGUGCUAUUAAUUGUACAACUUAUGACGGUAAAACGCCUUUAAUGACAGCUGUGAGGUAUAAUCGUACGGAUAUUUUUUAUCAUUUAUAUCUGAAUGGUGCCAAUUUAACAACAAAAUGUGUUCAUUCCUUUAAUAUCUAUGAAUUGAGGUCCACGUUAGAUAUUUCGGAAGUGGAUUUAUUAACUACAGAACAAUGUCCCGUUGGGGCAACUCUCGCUCACGUUAUAGCGAUGCACGUUGAAGUUACUACAAAAACAAGCAUACAUACGUUUAAGGAAAUGGAUGAAGUUUGA
Mytilus californianus (California mussel) is the source of this 1788-nucleotide messenger RNA. RefSeq lists its product as uncharacterized. Bases 1 to 1788 code for a protein of 595 amino acids. The record is from RefSeq and is a predicted model, not a curated record. The transcript has 6 exons. Lineage: Eukaryota; Metazoa; Mollusca; Bivalvia; Mytilida; Mytilidae. Gene Ontology annotation, molecular function: protein binding.